GAGAUUGGUUGGCUCGUGUUCCUCUCCCCUCCCUUCCCGAGGCUUCCGCUUCCUGUUCGGACGGACGCUCCGGCAGUAACAAUGAUCGGGGACAUCCUGCUGUUUGGGACGCUGUUGAUGAACGCCGGGGCGGUGCUCAACUUUAAGCUGAAAAAGAAGGACACGCAAGGCUUUGGGGAGGAGUCGAGGGAGCCCAGCACAGGUGACAACAUCCGGGAGUUCUUGCUGAGCCUCAGAUAUUUUCGAAUCUUCAUCGCCCUAUGGAAUGUCUUCAUGAUGUUCUGCAUGAUCGUGCUCUUUGGCUCCUGAGCUCCAGGUACAGAACCGGAAACACACCUUCUCAGAGUGUCUCUUCCUCCAUUCCUGACGACUUCAAGAAUGUUUCUGACCAGAAAACCGGUGACCUUCCCAGAAAGUCCAAGCUUGUGGUGGGUGGAAAAAAUGUUCACCAAGAUGAACAGUUUCCCAGCCACGUCACUGUUUUCUUUUCAAAGAUAUUUUCACUUUGAUCUCUGCCUUGAAAUGCUGUCUACUUAAAAGAGUUUGAAGAGUGUUUAUGUGAGGGGCUGUGGUAUCUAGAUUGUUUAAUCAGAUCAGAAUCCCUCUUCUACCAAACUUUUACCCAUCUGGGUAUUUAUUGGUUUGUUUUUAAUAACCAUCCUUUUUCGGUUCAAAUUAUACAGAUUUUUAAAAAUCUUUUGUAUCCAGGGAUCUGAAGCAGAAAGGUUGGCUUUUAAGUUUGAUGUAGCCUCUUAUUGGACUGCAUUUGUGAGGAAUGAACAAGUUCAUUGUUGCUGGGUCUGUGUCCAAAUUCCUUCCCCAUCCCAAUGGGCUCUGCUUGGCCACUCCAUGCUGCUGAGGUUGUCCCCAGGACUUGAAGGGUGAAGUGUUAUGGGUUCCUGUGGAAGAGAGGUGCAGAGAGGUUGGCAGGGCGGAUGGCGGUUUUAUGAGAAACUUUGCCUUGCCUUGAAGCCCUCUAUUAAAGUAACUUUUGGGGCCAUUAAUUGUAUAGUUUUUAGAAUGAGAGUGAUUUAUGUGGUGAUAUUGGGACCCAGUUCUGAAAGCUUGGGUUUUGGGGUCUGCUUUUCAAGUGGAUGAUUUCAAGGUUGAAAAACAAGCCUCAUUGGAGGAAAUACAGCAUUUUGCAUAGAAGCUUCUUUGAAAGGGAUUCCUGGUUUAAUCGCCAACAUGACCACUUGGGUGGUCAGUGCCUGGAUCCUACAGGUGUUUGAUUUGUUUGUUGUGGUUUUUGAAAUCCUAACUUGCAGGUAACCUGGUAGGAGGAAAGAAUAAAUAUGCAGGCUCUUAGAACUAAAGAGCAUUGAAAAUAAAGCUCAUUUCUAAAAAGGACCUUUUGUUUAUACAUUUUUUAACCAAGAAGUCCUUUGUAAAUUUUUUUUAUUUUUGAUACUUUCAUCAGGUUUUUUUUUAAUUAUUGAAUAUAGUUGAUUUAAAAUGUUGUAUUAAUUUCUACUGUAGAAGUUAACUGUCAAUUUGAGUUGUUUCAAAUUACACUUUGGGAAACACCUAGGAUUCAUUUAUUGUGGAGGCUGUCAAAAAGUCAGAAAAGAGGCAAUGUUAGGUACUCCUUUUCAGUUUUUGUUCAAUAAAUGUUGGGCAGGAAUUGGGCAAAUACGAUUUUGGGCUGCACCUGGAAGAAUCGAACGAGUUAGUGAUAAUGGUGGGAUUUUGCUAGGCCAGGGUCAAGUCCACUUGUCUUGCUGCUCAGCUAAUUCAUUCUACUUCAUAGCUUCUGUAAUUAUUCCCUUGUCAAAUCUGGGCCGAGUAUCACCCCGUGGUUUGUAAGUAGCAGGGAACAGGGCUGCUGAAUCGAGCUUCUCGCAGGUCGGUGUUCUUGUCAGCAGGAAUGGACGUGCCAAGAUCUUGGCUGGUCAGUCCUCAAGCCAUAUGAAUGAUGUGAGGAAACCUCCCUGCCUUAUUCAGACCGGCGCUGAGGUUUCAAUGAGGUGAGGCAUUUGUGUGUCGUGGGGAUGAAUCGAGCUCGGAGGAGAGAAUGCUGUCAUUGAGAUUUUGUUUCAAUAAUUGUAUUUUUCACCAGAGAACUAUUUUCUCAUUGUUCAGUUCUUAUAAGCAGUGGAGCUGUGGGGGAUGCACAUCAAAGGCUGCUAUACAUUUUUAAAGUGGCAACUCAUGGGUGUGCAUCUUUAGGAGGCUUUUCAAGAACCCACACUGGCACCAAAGGUUACCCAAGUUUGAAUUUUGAGUACCUAGGGUCCCACAGCUUGUAAGUGCUCAUGUUCUGGGUCAGUUAGAUGUGGGUUCAAAUCCCAUCUCUGCUUCUUGCUCAUGGGGCCUUGGCUGGUUAUUUCUCCUCUCUAAGCCUCAGUUUCCACAUCUUUAAAAUGGGCCUGAAAGUCAAACCUACUGGUGUUAUUAAAAGGUUCAGUGAACUUGAAGGUGAGCCAGGUGCUUGACUGGGUGGCGCCCAGUAAGCACUCAGUACCUAUGGGUGUCCUCACUGCCCGAAUUUUCUCUCUUCUUGCCUACAUUCAUUCAAGCAGUCCACACACAGACAGUUAAAGGAGCAAUUACAUCAUUUUAAAAAAUUGGAAACAAUUUCCAGCAUGGAAAACCUUUUCCUGUCUUCCCAUUCCUUUUCUAGCAUUUUUCUUAUACAUAUUGGUAUAUUCGACAUAGUUCCAACAGUGGUAAGGCAGUUUGGGUUCUGCUGUUUUCUUUUUUUUUUUUUUAAGUUAAAAUAUAGUUGAUUUACAAUGUUUCAGGUGUACAGCAAAGUGAUUCUGUUAUACAUAUAUAUAUAUAUUCUUUUUCCUAUUCUUUUCCAUUAUAGGUUAUUACAAGGUAUUGAAUGUAGUUCCCUGUGCUAUACAGUAGAUCCUUGUUGUUUAUCUAUUUUAUGUAUAGUAGUGUGUAUCUGUUAAUCCCAAACUCCUAAUUUAUUCCUUUCCCCUUUGGUAACCAUAAUUUUUUUUUCCAUGUCUGUGAGUCUCUGCUGUUUUCAUUUUGACAUCAUUUCCUUCAUAUUUUCUGGGCUGCCAGAGAGGCUUCAUGGGUCUCAUUUUUAACUAUCGUGCAGCAUCAAUAAAUCUCAUUUUAACCUUGGCCCUCUCAUAUGUACUUUGAACUUGUACUUUAUCCGCUGUUAUAAAUGCCACUGCGGUCACCAUUGUUGUGACCUUUGCUGGCUUCCCUCACUGGUACUUCCCAGAGUACCCGGGAAGGCUACAUCGUCAUGUACUACCACUGUAGCUUUAGUGGCUUUUGUUUAUUUUGUUUUAAAGUUUCUUACUACCAAUGCAUGUUCAUUGUAGAAAAAUUAUGAAGUCCAGCUUUGCUGUAAGGGAAAAAAUCACCCGUAAUCACUUUUCCCCAGAGAGCAUCACUCUGGGUACACAUUCCUCUGGCUCUUUCUCUAUGCAUGUGCACUGGAUAUGGUAGAUACCUUUUCUCUAUCCAGAUGGUAUCUUUGUAUCUUCUGGCCUGCUCUUCUCACCUGAUAAUAUGAGCACACUUCUGUAUUUUUACCAUUCUUAAUAAUUGCAAAUAAGCCAUUGUAAGGACAUACCAUAAUUAAUUUAACUAGUCCCCAGCUGAUGAAGACUUGAGUUAUCUCUAGUGUUUGUCUAUUAUAAAUAACACAGCAAUGAACACCUCAGUGUAUCAUCCCUAAUGGCUUUUGGGGGUCACUUUAAAAAAAGAGAGUCAUACUCAAUAUCUUGUAAUAACCUAUAAUGGAAAGGAAUCUGAAAAAUCUAUAUAUAGUAUAUAUUUAUGUAUUACUGAAUCACUUUGUGGUACACUUGAAACUAACACAACAUUGUAAAUUAUAUUUCAAAAAAACUGAUAUAAAAAAACAGUCCACCUUAAAAAAAAAGAAAGGAUGGUAAAAUGACUAAACUUAUUAAAGAAACUUGCAUUUAAAAAAAAAAAGAGAAAUCCACGUUGACAGCUUUAGGCUAAGAACCCCCAGCCCCCAAAAACACAUCUUUGACAACUUACUUCUUUGUCUUUAUUUACUUAAUGUUCAUUCGUUCCUAUGUAUGUAUGUUUAUGCAUACAUACAUACGUACAUACAUCUCAAAGGCCUUGGUUCUAAGUCCCUAUCAUCUUUGACUAGGAGCGAUGUCCCAGCCACUUAAGUAGAUUAACUUUGCUUAAUCUGUGAGUAAGGAUGAGGUUUUCAGCUCCACCCAGAUAACUGUUUCUUUAUGCAAGCAACAGCAGUUAACAUCACACCAGCUGGCUUUCCACCUUGGCCUUGGUAGUUAAGGAUCUUAACCACCAUCUAAGUAAUAAAUAAAUGCCCACUAUUGCUCAUCCUGGAGAAUGUUACAUAGAGUUGCUGCCAAGGUGAGAAGCCACACGUGGAGAACAAAAAGAAAAUAGAAAUUUGCAGCACAAGCCCUGGAUGCAAACUUUGGGGUUCAUAUUGGAUAUACCCCCUUUUGCUUAGUCCACGCUUGCCGUGUUGAGGAGUGAACCCCGUCUCCUUUCUCUAGGUUUCUUGUUGCACUUCAGUUCCAGAUGCUCUAGAGCAGAACUCGGAAACUAUGGCCUGCCAGCCAAGUCUGGCCCACUGCUUGUUUUAUCGGUACCCAGCCACACCCCUUUGGGUAUGUGCUCUGUACGGUUGCUUUGGCUGCUUUCCUGCUACGGUGGUAGAGUCGCGACAGAGACUGGCCCACAUAGCUGAAAAUACUGGCAGUCUGGCCCAUUUACAGAACAAAUUCGCCGACCCCUGAGCGAAGGGAUGAUGGAGGGUCUCAAGGUGCCCCUUCCUCCCAAAGCCACUCAGGUGAAAUAGUCUGCAUGCCUUGUGGUCUGGAUUUUAAUAAAGACAUGUACAAACUUGCUGAAAAUGGAGCUGGCCAUUUUCAAGUGAUGUGGUUAACAGAGCAAACCCAAUUUUACUUCUUUGGAUAGUUAGGGGAGAAAUCUCUCCGGGCUCCCUGGGAUUCCUCUUAAGUAGCAGUGAGAGAUGUGAUAAUGAGAUUGGCUCUCCUCUGAAGUGGUUAGAUUAGAAAAGUCAACGAGGCAUUUCCUUUUCGUGUCAACCAUUUUUAUUAUCUCCUUCUUAACCAAAUUUGAGAUUAUGAAAUAUUUGACAAACCAUCAGGAAAACCUGAUGUUUUCCCGCAUUGAUGAAAGACAAGUGCUGUUUGUGUAUAAAGCAAAAGGCAUGCUAUUGGGCUUCCCUGGUGGCGCAGUGGUUGAGAGUCCGCCUGCCGAUGCAGGGGACACGGGUUCGUGCCCUGGUCCCGGAAGAUCCCACACGCCGCGGAGCGGCUAGGCCCGUGAACCAUGGCCGCUGAGCCUGCACGUCUGGAGCCUGUGCUCCACAACGGGAGAGGCCACAACAGUGAGAGGCCCGCGUACCGCAAAAAAAAAAAAAAAAAAGGCAUGCUAUUAAAAAAAAAAAAAGGUGUUUCUUUUUUUGGGGGGGUUUGUUUUCACCAUUCCCUUGAUUUUCAUUAUGCAGAGGAAGGCACUUUAUCCCAUUCAAGGCCCUUUCUGGCACUUGAGAGAGUUCCUAGAAAUGAGUUUGGUAAUAACAGGUGUGCCUGGAUAAGAAAGUGGGCAAAGGGAUCUGUAGCAUUGAAUUGAAUUUGGAAAUUCAAAGUCCACAUUUUUCAGUAAGAAAAUGGCAAGGGCUCAUCAUCGUCUGGCUCUGUGGCUUUCUUUUUGGCCAGUUGGGUGGUUUUGGAUUAGACCAGGGAUUAGCAAGCUGCUGCCCACAUCUGGCUCCCCGCCUGUCUUUUUACUGCCCACCACCUGUCUCUUCAUGGCCCAGAAGGCAGAAUGGUAUGUUUUUAAAUGGUUGAAAAACAAAUCAAGAUGAAAAUGGAAGGAAAUUCACGUUUCUUUGUCCAUACAGUUUUAUGGGAACUCUGUCACACCCAUUUGUUUGUGUAUCGUCAGUGGCUGCUUUCAAGCUGCAAGGACAGACUUGAGUCCUUGGGACAGAGACCAUCUCACCCACAAAACUGUGAACGUGUUGACUGGCUGACUUUUCGUGGAAAGAUUGCCAACCCCUGGACUAGACGAUUAAAAAAAAAAGACAUCUUAUGGGUGGAUCAUAUUCAUCUGUGUUUAGUUUGCAUUACUGUGGCUGUUAGUGGUACAUAUGGGCCACAAGGAUAUAUGUGUGUGUGUAUACACACACACACACACACACACACACACACACAUAUACAUAGAGAGAGAGACUGUGCUUGGGGAGUUUGUAGAAGUUAUUUUAGGGGGAGUAAAGCUUGGGUGCAUCUAAUUAGAGUUUAUUAUGUGAAUCAGGGAAAAAAGUGGAAAAGAGGGUUGUGGCGGAAAGCAAGAUGGAGGUCUGCCUCAGACCUGGUAUCUGUCACUUACAGAGUGUGACAUGGGGCAGCAUCUUGGCUUGUUUGUGCCUCCAUAUCCUUGUCUAUGAUACAGAGACAGCCUUGACAUGUGUCUAUAACCUGCCUGAUGUGGGGCAGGUACUCAAAAAGUGGUGGUCUUUUCAUCAGGGUCAGUACAUUUAUUAAAAGACAUUCUCAACAGGGUUUUGUGAGGCUUAAAUGAGAUGGUGUUUUAGUCUGCUCGGGCUGCCAUAACAAAAUGUCACAGACUGGGUGACUUAAACAAAAGACAUUUCUUUUCUCAUGGUUUCUGGAGACUGCAAGUCCAAAAUCAGGGUGUCAGUAGGGUUGGUUCCUGGUGAGGCUUCUUUCCUCAGCUUGCAGAUUACCACCUUCUUGCUGUGUCCUCACGUGGCCUUUCCUCUGUGUGCAUCCCUGGGAUCACUUCCUUUUUUUUUUUUUUAAUUUUUAAAAUUUUGUUUUAUUUAUUUAUUUUUGGCUGCAUUGGGUCUUCGUUGCUGCACACGGGCUUUUUCUAGUUGCGUCGAGUGACAGCUACUCUUCGUUGCGGUGCACAGGCUUGUCAUUGUGGUGGCUUCUCUUGUUGUGGACCACAGGCUCUAGGCAUGUGGGCUUCAGUAGUUGUGGCACGUGGGCUCAGUAGUUGUGGUUCGUGGGCUCUAGAGUGCAGGCUCAGUAGUUGUGGCACACGGGCUUAGUUGAUCCACGGCAUGUGGGAUCUUCCUGGACCAGGGAUUGAACCCGUGUCCCGUGCAUUGGCAGGCAGAUUCUCAAUCACUGUGCCACCAGGGAAGUCCAGGGGUCUCUCUUCUCAUAAGGACACCAGCCAUAUUGGAUCAGGAGCCCACCCUUAUGACCUCAUUUAAACUUAGUUACCUCUUUAAAGGUUCUGUCUCCACAUACAGUUGAAUUGGGAGUUGCAGCUUCAACGUAUGAAUUUGGAGGAGGGCACAGUUCAGUCCAUAAUAGAUGGUCAAGGGUCUGGGCUGUAGUAGAUAUUCAAUAGCUGUUAGUUUAUCUACUUGGCUAAUAGUAUGCUUUGAAGCAUUAAAAAUUAAAAAAACAAAAAACUCCGUGUGGUCUAGGAAAUCCGACCCUGAGAACUGCUAAGAAUGGGCCUUGCCUCCCGUUGUUCCAUGGUCAGUUAUUUGCGUGGAAGUGAAUGGUGGCUUCCACCACAGUGUCUCAGACUCUGAUGUCCCCAUGAAUCCCCUGGGGCUUGUGGCGAAGUGUGGAUUCGACUUAGCAGGCCGGGGGCUCAGACUGUGAUUCUGUGUUUCUAACCAGCUCCCAGGGGAAGCCUGUGUAGCUGGUCUCUGGACCACACUCUGAGUAGCAAGGGCCUCUGCUAUCUGUUCAGUAGCCACUAGCCACCUGUGGCUAUUUCAGUUUCCAUCUCAAUGAGUUAAAAUGAAAAACCCAGUCCCCCAGUCACAAGUAGCUACAUGUCACAUGUAUUUCAUGGCAGAAAGCUCUAAUUGGGCAGCUCUGCAUCUGAAAGAGAGGGUGGUAAGCUUUUUUAGUCAGGGGCCUAUAUGAGUUUCCUGUGGCUGCUGUGACAAAUGGCCCUAGACUUCAUGGCUUAAAACAAUACAUUUAUUAUCUUACAGUUCUGGAGGUCAGAAGUCCAAAAUGGGUCUCAAUGGGCUAAAAUCAAGGUGUCGGCAGAGCUGGCUCCUUCUAGAGGCUGUAGGGGAGAAUCCGUUUCCCUGCCUUUUCCAGCUUUUAGAGGCUGCCCACAUCCUUGGUUUGUGGUCCCCUUCCUCCAUCGUCCAAGCCAGCAAUGGCUGGUCGACUCUCUCUCAUGAUGCAGUCUCUCUGAUUCUGACACUUCUCCUUCCCUCUUCCCCAUUUAAGACCCCUGUGGUUACACUGGACCCACCAGGAUAAUUCAGGAACAUCUCUCCAUCUUAAGGUCAGCAGAGUAGCAACCUUCCUUCCAUCUGCAACCUUAAUUCUCCCUUGCCAUCUAACACAGUUUAUUUACAGGUUCUGAGGAUUAGGACGGGGCUAUCUUUGGGGGCUGGGGCAGGGGGUGUUAUUCUGCCAGACAGUAAAUAUUUUUGGCUUUGCAGACAACACCAUCUCCAAACUACAUGACUCGCAUUUGCCACACACAAAACCAAGCAAACGCACAGGCCUGGCUGAGUGGUUUCUUUUCCUUUUUUUGUCUUUAACCUUCUCAUGGAAAAUUUCACACACACACAAAAGUAGACCAGUGCAGAGAUUUCCAUCAGGGAGCAGUUUUUCAAUCUUUUUUCAUACUUUGCUCUACUUGACUAAUUGUCUACACUUUGCAAAUAUCUACUACUCGUGUAAUCAGGAAAGAAAAAAAAAAAACACAAAGAAGUAAA
This is a messenger RNA of Globicephala melas (long-finned pilot whale), 8689 nucleotides long. RefSeq names its product small integral membrane protein 7 (gene SMIM7). Lineage: Eukaryota; Metazoa; Chordata; Mammalia; Artiodactyla; Delphinidae. The record is from RefSeq and is a predicted model, not a curated record.